UUACCAAGCCUUCCCAAGUGGAAAAAACUAUUGAAUUUCGGACCCCGGGCCGGCAGGUGGCAGUAAAGUUCCGGCUUGGCGUUUAUAAGCAAUAAAAUAAACGUGAAGGAAGAUCGCUGCUGCCUUACCACUGAUUACUGUCGCGCCUAAUAUUGUGACUCAUGUCACAAUCAGCGCAGCCAGGCGCAAUGCCUUCCGCACCGGACUCUCCAUCUCUCAGCGUGACCGUCAGCGGCAAUGUGCAGAAAUAUAACAUCAAGAAGAAAAAGGUUUUAAAUGCGGAGGAGACUGAACUGUUUGAGCUCACGCAGGCUGCUGGGAUAGUCAUGGAUCAAGAGGUUUUCAAGAUCAUAGUGGACUUGUUAAAGAUGAACGUUGCUCCUCUGGCAGUAUUUCAGACUCUGAAGGCCAUGUGUGCAGGACAGAAGGUCUCUGAAACAUCUGCUGGUGACACAUCAACAGCAUCUCACACAACCACUGCACCUUCAGAGUCUAGAGAAGAGGAGUGUGUGGUCUCUGGAAAGAGUGCCAAAACUACAGCCCCUCCCUCUGCUUCUGCAUCCCGCCCACCAAGGGGAGGGGCUAAGAUAGUCGUCUACAGUGCGGGUGACACAAGUGCUCCUCAAGUACGUGGUAAAACAGGGCAAGGGGAGAAAACCACAAGAGAUGGGUCUAGUCAGCGGGUGCCACGCCAAGUCAGCGCCACCAGGGGCCAGAAGAGCGCCAAGAGCUCUGGCAGUAGCAGCUCUUCUUCUCAGCUCACCUCCAACUAAAAUGCUACAUAAAUUAACACGUACUUAACAAGAGUUAAGUUACAUUCCUCUGUUGUGUUGAAAAACUUUUCUACUGUAAAUAAAAAUAGUUGUUUUUAAAAAAUUUAUUUAACGUUCUCCUUUGGGAUGCCUUCAUUCUUGCUUGAAAAACCUCUUUUGGAUUAAAUUUGCAUUUGUUCCAGAGAGACUGUAGCUGAAGCUAAUUUAUUAAAUUUGGUAUGCCGUAUUUUAAGUGGUGUUGUUGCUAGUGGGACCAUGAAAUCAUAACACCUUUCACAUUGGUUAGGAAUUAAACAAUUCUUUUAGUGCAACUUUCCAUUUUUGAAAUCCAGUGGCACAGAAGUUUAUAAACCUGAUUUCUUUGUUUUAAACGUGUAAUAUAUUUCAUGCAGUUGUGUACUUACAUUAUCCCAAAAGUUCCCAAGGAUUUGUAAAUCCAGAGAAAUUCCUAUUUUAAAUAAUGGGUUAUCUCUUGUCAUUGUCACCCAUCAAUGAAGUAAUAUCCGCGCAAUCCUCGGUUUCCGCUUGUAGAAAUCAUAGCAUUACGUUUGGACAAAUGUGGAGGUGGAGGUUACAGCAUCCAGCUCACAGCUGCUAUGUCUUGCAGCUAAUACAUUAUGAAGGCAUAUUAUAAUAUAAUUAAAUGUACAGGUAAUAAAAAAUUUAUUCAUAACCUCAUCCAUAAACAUGAUUAGCAAAUUCCAUACGUCUCUGGGUGGUGAAAACAUAACAUCAUUAAGCUUCGCCUUUGUUUUGAAACUGCUAGUGUUAAAAUCCUACAUAUUGUGCAUUUAAAGCGCAAAACUUAGCGUUGUGUGCUACAACUGAAUUUAUGUCAGUUUCAAAAUAAACACUUUUUAUAUGAACAUU
Molecule: messenger RNA, 1643 nt
Organism: Misgurnus anguillicaudatus (oriental weatherfish)
Lineage: Eukaryota; Metazoa; Chordata; Actinopteri; Cypriniformes; Cobitidae
Source: RefSeq, a predicted model, not a curated record